AUGAAUCCUGAAGCAAAAAUGAACAUUAGUCAAAUUAUUUCUUACUGGGGCUACCCAGAUGAAAAGUAUGAUGUUGUAACUGAAGAUGGCUAUGUCCUUGGCCUUUAUAGAAUUCCUUAUGGGAAAAACAAUAGUAACAAUUCAGCUGAGAGACUUGUUGUGUACUUGCAACAUGGGUUGUUUACAUCUGCCAGCAGCUGGAUUUCUAAUUUACCCAACAACAGCCUGGGCUUUAUUCUGGCAGAUGCUGGUUAUGAUGUAUGGAUGGGUAAUAGCAGAGGAACUACCUGGUCUAGGAAACACUUGUACCUAAAAACAAAUUCUGAAGACUUCUGGGCUUUCAGUUUUGAUGAGAUGGCUAAAUAUGACCUUCCAGCCUCCAUUAAUUUCAUUGUGAACCACACAAAGCAAGAAGAAAUAUUUUAUAUAGGCCAUUCGCAGGGCACAACUAUUGCUUUUAUAACAUUUUCAACAAUGCCAAAGAUUGCUGAAAAAAUCAAAGUUUUUUUUGCCUUGGCACCAGUUUUUUCCAUUAAACACAUAAAACUCCCAAUAGUUAAAACUGCAUACAAGUUGAAGACACUCAUCAUGGGUAUUUCUCACAAGAAAGAGUUUUUGCCUAACAGUCCAUUUAAAAGAUUUCUUGGUUCGACCUUAUGUCCACUAAAGAUUUUUGGCGGAAUGUGCCGUAAUAUUUUGUUUAUGAUGACUGGAAAUCAUACAAACAACUUAAAUAUGAGUCGAAUGGACGUAUAUAUGACCCAAAACCCAGGAGGAACGUCUGUUCAAAAUAUUCUCCACUGGAGUCAGCUUUUAAAUUCUACUCAGUUGAAAGCUUAUGACUGGGGAAGUCCUGAUCAGAAUAUGAUUCAUUAUAAUCAGAAAACUGCUCCAUUCUACAAUGUAACAAAAAUGAGUGUUCAGACUGCAACUUGGAGUGGUGGAAAUGACUUGUUGGCUGAUUCUGAAGAUGUUCAAAUUUUGCUUUCUCAAAUUCAAUACCAUAUUUACCAUAGAACGAUUUCUUCCUACAACCAUCUAGACUUUUUGUUUGGAUUAGAUGUAUUUAAUCAAGUUUACCAUGAAAUUAUUAAUAUUAUUGAAAAUAAUAUUUAA
Sorex araneus (European shrew) is the source of this 1116-nucleotide messenger RNA. It is a transcript of the gene LIPJ, whose product is annotated as lipase family member J. Bases 1 to 1116 code for a protein of 371 amino acids. NCBI's taxonomy places the organism in Eukaryota, Metazoa, Chordata, Mammalia, Eulipotyphla, Soricidae. Gene Ontology annotation, molecular function: hydrolase activity, acting on ester bonds. Gene Ontology annotation, cellular component: intracellular membrane-bounded organelle. The record is from RefSeq and is a predicted model, not a curated record. The transcript is spliced from 9 exons. Gene Ontology annotation, biological process: lipid metabolic process.